Adineta steineri is the source of this 153-nucleotide messenger RNA. NCBI's taxonomy places the organism in Eukaryota, Metazoa, Rotifera, Eurotatoria, Adinetida, Adinetidae. The record is from the annotation of a GenBank genome assembly.
AUGGUAUUACGUACACUGAGUAUUGUUGAUUAUGUUAUUCUUAUAUCAUUACUUCUAUCAUCAGCCGUAAUUGGUGCUCUAUUUGGAUUUGUUAAAUCAAAAAAAAGUUCAGCAAAAGAAUUUCUUUUAGCUGAUGGUGGGAUGGGAGUAAGU